Messenger RNA from Plasmodium cynomolgi strain B, 2109 nucleotides. Its product is annotated as C-13 antigen. Gene Ontology annotation, biological process: endoplasmic reticulum to Golgi vesicle-mediated transport. Gene Ontology annotation, cellular component: COPII-coated ER to Golgi transport vesicle; endoplasmic reticulum membrane; Golgi membrane. The record is from RefSeq and is a predicted model, not a curated record. Bases 1 to 2109 code for a protein of 702 amino acids. The transcript has 2 exons. NCBI's taxonomy places the organism in Eukaryota, Apicomplexa, Aconoidasida, Haemosporida, Plasmodiidae.
AUGAACUAUAACAACAGCUAUGCCGACAGCAACAUGCACGGAAGGCGAAAGGUGAACAAUGCUAAGGAGAAGGAACAGGAGUCGUGGAGCAGCAUGAAUUACGUGAGAAAUAGCCAAAUGAAUUUGGCUGGUAGGCCCGGCGCAGACGCCACGAUGGGACAUAGAACAUAUGCGGACGCGUCGCCAAACGAAAGCAACGUGGAUAGUGGGGGUGUCGGAGUGGGGAGGAGUCUGCACGCCGGUCCGGGGUAUGAGCAGGCGGGUCCCCCCAUCUACAGCCUGGACGCGGACGCAGGUCAUGUCGGCGGCCAGGUCGGCGGUAAUAUGGGCGCCCACAUCGGCGGUAAUUUUGGCGGCCACAUCGGAGGUAAUAUGGGCGGCCACAUCGGAGGCAAUGUCGGUGGCAACCUGGGGAACCGCGCUGGGGCGAACUUCCAGCACACGUUCCUCAACCCCAACGACCUCGGCGCAGCCAGCGCGCCCAGUGCUGUGCCACCCAGUUAUGUGAACGCGCACCCCGUAUGGGGCAGCAAGCGGAGCGAGUUCUACACGCCAAGUGAGGCCAAUCACGCCGCGAGCGGUGGAAGCUACCCCACGGCAGGUGGCCCCUUCCACUCCGGCGGGUCAAGUGCGAACCCUAAUUUUCACAGUACGAAUAAGGUUCCCAGCCAAGAAGGCAGAAAAGAAGGAAUGUACCCACACCAUGUUGGGCCGAAGAACGAAGCGCAGGGAGUAGACAACCGUCUGCACUUUGUGAAUGACAGCAUGUAUGAGCAGCAGGAUAUGAAGAGCCAUAGUCAUAGUCAAGGUCAGAGUCAGAGCCAGACUCAGGUGUUUAUCCCGUCGCAACCAUUUAAAGGAGAAAAUAGCAACAUGAGCUCCAGCCAAGUGAAUACAAGUGCCUUCUCCCAGUCGGAGAAAUGGAGCAACAGAACAGGUGACAUGCAACCGAAAGCCAACAAAGGAAUCAUGCAUAACAUAUUUGAAAGUCUAACGAACACAGUACAGGCAAAUGACCCGAUUAAUAAUAUAAUGAAACAGAGAGUUGCUAAUAUGGUUAUGAGUGAGAUUGAGAAAAAAAUUGAAAAUCAUGAUACCAGUUUUAUUGGAAAUAAGUUGGCACUGCUGAGAGGAUAUUUUGACGUCACUCAUUCUUAUGUCGUAAAUAAAAUUUUAUUCAUUCUCGUACCUUAUGUGUACAUACGGAAGGCUGUGUGUGAGUCCAGGACUUAUUAUGUGUAUAGCCACUUGGAGAGGAUGAUGGGUAGUGGUCGUCACGACAACAAGAGCUACACAUCAGCGUUUUCACUUAACAAGGGAGGUUCCCAAGGAGUGAACGGGGCAAGCAGCCUAGGUGGUGGCACCGAAGCACAGCGAGGGAACCCCGGGAGACAUAACUCAAACGAUAUAAACUACGUGGACUACAGCAGUAACAUGGGGAUUUUCAAAGCGGACUUGUACAUACCACUCAUGUCCAGCAUUACGUACAUCCUUUUGUAUACCCUAACAGUCACGGCUCAAAAAAAUAACUUCGUAUUUAACCCCGACAACCUAUUCAGCAUAACGUCCUAUGUCUUCCUCCUGCUAUUCUUCGAAACAGCCAUCAUUAAAUUUUUAUUUUUACUGACAUGUCGAGAUAUUAACCUCUCCUUUUUGCACAUCCUGUCAUUCAUUUCGUACAAAUUCGUUAUACUGUGUGGAUUGAUAAUCACAAAAUUUUUGUUUUACCUGUUGCACUUCACGUGUGCGUCUCUCUACGGGGUGCCAGAAGACAUGCUAGACAAGGGUGAGUUGGAUACGAACGUCUUAGCGAACAAGAACGCGCACAAUGCAUUCAAAAGCAUGAAUGCACCUCCCUCGUCGAGCUUUAGCCCCUACAAUGUGGUCCUCUUUCUAAAUAGCCGCACCAUGUACCGAUUGACGCAGAUUUACUUUUACGUCACAGUCAGUGUGCAGAUGAUGCAGCUCUUUAAGUCCAUUCACCUCUACGUCCACGAUAACUCCAGCUUGUCCAACCAUUUAAACAUCAAGCGGAUUAACAUUUUGAUUCUGAUUUUUUCUCUUUCCCAAAUUUUUUUGUGCUGGAUUCUGACUCCCUACUUCGCCUGA